AUGGCGAAGCAAAGCUCGCUUUUCAAUUUUUUCACCAAGUCUCCCCCGCCGGCUUCCAAGCCGAAGCUGAGUUCCACUCCGGCGGAGGCAGACCUGCCCUCCUCCGUUCAGAAGUCCAACUCGUCUCCGAAAGAGGAAGCUAAGCAAACACAGCUGCAGCAGACCAAGACCAGCAGUGUUAAAAAGAAAAGUGGGUCAAAGACUGCCAGCGGGGGACUCAAGAAGCUGUUUGGCGAUAAGGCCCCGAAGGCUGACAACAGGUUCGUUUUGGGAGCCGUCAGCUCAACAUGUUUGUUCAGUGCUGGUGCCCUUGUGUGGGCAAAACUGGAAGGGCACCCCUGGUGGCCAUGCAUGGUGGUGCCCCAACCCCUGACUGGCCAGCAGAUGAGGGGGCGUGGCCGGGACCAGCGCAUCCACGUUCAUUUCUUUGAUGACCCUCCUACCCGAGGAUGGGUUAACAACAAAUAUGUCAGAGAGUACCAAGGCUCUGACAGCAGUGAUGUGAAACCUGGAGGGGUGUUCUUCAGCAGCAAACCCGUGAUCCGCCGGGCCAUAGACCUCGCCGAUAAAGUUAUGUUUGACAGUCCUGAAAAAAGAUUAAAGAUGCCUCUGUGCAUGGAUCCGUCUGAUGAGGAAGACGAUGAUGAGGAUGAAGAGGAGGAAAUGGAGCUUGAAAAGUCAAGUAGUGAUGAAGAGGUUGGAGAUGAGGACAACAAAAAAAAACAGGAAGUAAAGCCUUCCAAAAGGAGCCAGCGCUCGUCCUGUCUGCCUGCGGACACAGGGAGCAAACCAAAGCGUCGUCGCAUUGUUGUGGCCUCUGACAGCGACGAGUCGGAUGAGGAGUUCAAACCGGAGCAUGCUGCUUCUAGCAGCGAAGAUGAGGAGGAGGAGGGGACCGUGAGUAGUGAAGAGCAGGAAGAGAGCAUGCAGGAGUCGGAGGUAGAGAGCCCCAUCAAGCCUGUGAAACGCAAACGCCCCUCUGAGAAGUCUGUCAGCACAAAACCAAAGCCACCCUCCACCCCGCUGGCCACUCCUAAACGGGCGGCGCCGGCCAUCACAACCGACACUAAGUCGCGCCUGUCGGCCUUCUCUGCUCCUGACAGCUUUGAGAGUCAGGCCAACGGAGCGGGUCCCGCUGGAGGUGGAACAGUGUGGGACCACGAGAAGCUGGAGUGGCUGCAGGAAGGCAGGAGGAAAGAUAGCAAAAGGCGGCGCCAGUCGGAGGACGACUAUGAUCCCACCACCCUGUACGUUCCCGAAGACUUCCUGAACAGAAACACUCCUGGAAUGCGUCGAUGGUGGCAGAUCAAAUCUGGGAUGUUUGACACGGUGAUUUUCUACAAGGUGGGAAAGUUUUACGAGCUGUACCACAUGGACGCCGUGGUAGGAGUCAACGAGAUGGGGCUGACCUUUAUGAAGGGGGCCUGGGCUCACUCCGGUUUCCCAGAGAUCGGGUUUGCGCGGUUCUCCGACGUAUUGGUCCAGAAGGGCUACAAGGUGGCUCGCGUGGAGCAGACGGAGACCCCAGAAAUGAUGGAGGCGCGUUGCAAGACCAUGGCCAAGCCCACUAAGUUUGACCGUGUUGUGAGAAGGGAGGUGUGCCGGAUUAUCACUCGUGGCACACAGACCUACAGCGUGCUGGACGGCGCUCCCUCUGAGAGCCAAAGCAAGUUCCUCCUUAGUUUGAAAGAAAAAGCAGACGAGGAGAGCUCCGGCCGGCAUCGCACGUACGGCGUCUGCUUUGUGGACACCUCGGUGGGUUAUUUCCACAUCGGCCAGUUCCCAGACGACCGUCACUGCUCACGCCUGCGCACUCUCAUCGCUCACUUUUCCCCCGCCGAGGUGCUGUUUGAAAAGGGGAACCCAUCGGUGGAAACUCGCAAAAUACUGAAGGCGUCUCUGGCGUCUGCUCUGCAGGAGGGACUCAAUGCAGGAACUCAGUUCUGGGACGCUCAGAAGACUCUCAAAACCCUCUCGGAGGAGGACUAUUUCAAGGAGACUGCUGGAGAGGGGCAGGGGACGGGGAACAGUUUUCUUCCCCCUCUCAUCAAAAAAAUGACCUCCGAGAGUGACUCGCUGUGCCUAACCCCGAAAGAAGGCUACGAGCUGGCGCUGUCUGCCUUUGGUGGAUGCGUGUUCUACCUGAAGAAAUGUCUGGUGGACAAAGAGCUGCUGUCCAUGGCCAACUUUGAGGAGUAUGUCCCGGUUGAUGUUGAGUUGGAGAAAGCGGCCGGACCUGCCAGUUUCUUCGCACAGACUCGCCAGCGGAUGGUCCUGGACGGAGUGACUUUGACAAACUUGGAAAUCUUUCAGAACGGAUCGGGGGGGAGUGUGGGCACACUGUUGGAGCGUUUGGACACGUGCUCCACCCCCUUUGGUAAGCGGCUGCUGAAGCAGUGGCUCUGUGCUCCCCUGUGUAACCCCGCCUCCAUCAGGGACCGGCUGGACGCUGUGGAUGACCUGAUGGGAGCUCAGGCUCAGGCCACCGAGGCCUCCGACCUGCUGAAGAAGCUCCCGGACCUGGAGCGUCUCCUGAGCAAGAUCCACGGUCUGGGCACUCCUCUGAAGGGGCCGGAGCACCCAGACAGCAGAGCGGUUCUGUACGAAGAGGUCACCUACAGCAAGCGCAAGAUCGCAGACUUCCUCUCUGCUCUAGAAGGCUUUAAAACCAUGCAGGAGAUUAUUUCUGCCUUUGCCCCGGUUUCAGGCCAUUUGAAUUCCCCAUUGCUUCUGCAGGUGGUCAGUCUGAAGACGGAAAAGGACGGCCUCUUUCCCGACCUCUCUGCCGAGCUCAAGCGCUGGGAGACGGCUUUCGACCACCAGAAAGCCCGGACCACUGGUGUCAUCACCCCGAAAGCCGGCUUUGACCCCGAAUACGACCAGGCGCUGACGGGAAUCAAGAGCUGCGAGCGAGAGCUGCAGGACUACCUGGAGAGACAGAAGAAGAGACUGGGCUGCAAAAGCAUGUCCUACUGGGGAACCGGGCGGAACCGCUUUCAGAUGGAGGUUCCUGACAGCCUCUCGGAGAGGAACAUCCCGGAGGAGUACGAAGUGAAGUCCACAAAGAAGGGCUGGAAGCGCUACGUGACCAGAGAGACGGAGCGGCUGUUCUCAGAGCUGCAGGGACUGGAGGAGAAGAGAGACGCUGCCCUGAAGGACUGCAUGAGGAGGCUCUUCUACAACUUUGACAAGAACUACAGAGACUGGAAGACUGCUGUGGAGUGCAUGGCAGUGCUGGAUGUGCUGCUGGCGUUGGCGCGCUACAGCCAGGGAGGAGACGGCGUCAUGGCCCGGCCGCAGUUGCUACUCCCUGAGGAUGACCCCCAGGCCGUGCCCUUCAUUGAACUUACAGGAUCCCGUCACCCCUGUGUCACCAAGACCUUUUUUGGCGAUGACUUUAUUCCCAAUGACGUGUUCGUCGGCUGCCCGGGGAGCGGGGACAGCAGUGAGGGAGAAGGCUCCGCCUCCUGUGUUCUUGUCACAGGGCCAAACAUGGGGGGCAAGUCUACUCUUAUGAGACAGUGUGGACUUGUGGUCAUCCUGGCACAGCUGGGGUGCUACGUUCCAGCCGAGAGCCUCCGUUUUACACCAGUCGACAGAGUCUUCACCAGGCUGGGGGCCUCUGACCGAAUCAUGGCGGGAGAGAGCACCUUCUUUGUGGAGCUGAGUGAGACCGCCACCAUCCUGCACCACGCCACCAAACACUCCCUCGUGCUCCUGGAUGAAUUAGGAAGGGGCACGGCCACAUACGACGGCACAGCCAUCGCCAGCGCCGUGGUGAAGGAGCUGGCCGAGAAGAUCUGCUGCCGCACUCUGUUCUCCACACAUUACCACUCCCUGGUGGAGGACUACGCCAGCAACCCCGCCGUGCGGCUGGGCCACAUGGCGUGCAUGGUGGAGAACGAGUGCGAGGAUCCCAGUCAAGAGACGAUCACAUUCCUCUACAAGUUCAUAACUGGUGCUUGCCCAAAGAGCUACGGUUUCAACGCCGCGCGACUGGCCAGCCUACCAGAGGAGGUCAUCCAGUCCGGACACAGGAAGGCCAGAGAGUUUGAGAGGAGCACAGUCGGCCUCCGGCUAUUCAAGAAGCUGUGUCAGUUUGCUGAAGAUGCUACACUGGACAGCACACAUCUGGCCUCUCUCAUCCAGCUGCUCAACAGCCUGUAG
Molecule: messenger RNA, 4167 nt
Organism: Menidia menidia (Atlantic silverside)
Lineage: Eukaryota; Metazoa; Chordata; Actinopteri; Atheriniformes; Atherinopsidae
Source: the annotation of a GenBank genome assembly